This is a messenger RNA of Bactrocera oleae (olive fruit fly), 2559 nucleotides long. Its product is annotated as protein wech. Lineage: Eukaryota; Metazoa; Arthropoda; Insecta; Diptera; Tephritidae. Gene Ontology annotation, biological process: negative regulation of translation; proteasome-mediated ubiquitin-dependent protein catabolic process; protein polyubiquitination. The record is from RefSeq and is a predicted model, not a curated record. Gene Ontology annotation, molecular function: translation repressor activity; zinc ion binding; ubiquitin protein ligase activity.
UGUCGCGGUUAAGGUCAGCAGUAUGAUAAGCCUACAGAUAGAAAAAAACUAUUGUUGUGAAGGGUUGUAUAUAUAAUACCAACACAUUUUUGACAAGCCAAUCAGAGGCGCAUCCCAUAAAAUGCGCGCACGUUAUAAUUAUUAAGAAGUGCAGCUAUAGGGGCAACAAAUCACUUAAGUUAAAAAUAAUAUAUGUAUGUAGUAUAAAAAAAAAUCUUACAUAAAAAAUUUAAAACAUAAUUCUGCGUUAAAAUUUUAAUCGGAAAUUUAACUAUCGAUUUACUAAUUUAUUGACUUAUGUACAUCUUUAUGGAGGCUGUCAUCAUUUAUAUUUCAUCUUUUAAAAAAUUUCAACGGCUAUUAAGAAAACAUAUGUAGGUUCCGUUAUUUUUGGACAAUUUUUUGCUCGGUUUUUAUUUACUCCAACAAAACGAAUGGCGAAAAACACCAGAAGUUGUAAAAUUAAGAAAUAAAUGGUUAAACUUUUGCAAUCAAAGUAAGAAAAUCAGAUUAGCGUGUGUAUGUUCUAAACGUUUUAAACCAAAACAGAUCUUAUGUAAUAAAAAAGGAAUAAUUGUCGGUUUAAAUGUAAAUUUUGUGGCAUCAAAAGAAUUUUUAGAAAAAAUUAAAACAGCAGCAAGUUUAUUAUUUAUGCAUAUAAAUAAAGUUAGUGAUCCCACAAUGGCUCCAAAUAUUGCCCAUACCUCGGGGUACAUGCAGAAAUGUGGAGAACACAAUGAAGUCUUACAAUAUGUUUGUGAAAAUUGCAGAAUGCUACUUUGUGAUAUUUGCGUAUCUCAAAGCCAUACUGCACACAAUUGUGUUCAAAUUGACAAUUUCCUAACCCAUAGGAAUGAUCUACUGUUUCGACUCAUAGAAUGCGGCAGAUUGGCUACUAACUGUUAUGAAGAUAUUGGCUAUAAAGAAGUGGAUUGUGCGCGUAAUAUUGAUAACAAUUGCAAUUUAUUAGCAAAAAGCAUUAGGAAUAUGUUUCGACCGCUUAUAGCGUCUUUGCAGCAACGGGAAAGUUGCCUUUUGGAUAUUGUAAAUAAAAUGCAUAAAAAUCGAAUGGAAAAUAUGUAUGAACAAAUUUCUGCAUUAAAGGUUUCAUAUUUGGGCUUAAUGAAUGCAACUAAAAAAUUAAAUAAAAUAGCUAAAAAUGCACAUCAGUUAGAAAAUCUGUACACUGUUACGCAAAUAUUAGAGGCACAGCGGCAAGUGGAUAUUUAUUCACAACUUUUUGGAGAAAAACAAUAUAAAGAAGAAUUUUAUAAGUUUUAUGCACCUCAAGUACCCAACGACAUUUUGAGGGAUAUAGAAAACCUAGGAUUCAUCGAACUAGAUGACAAUAAUGAACUCACUGCUUUAUACAAUAUUCCAACUACAUUAGAAGAUGCUAACGAAAAGAAUACACUAUUUUCGUCAUCACAAGAAAUUUCCAGCGGAGAAGUGGAACUUAUUGUAGAAAUAGAUACAUGUAAAAAAACUAAAACCCCAAAAAAUGAAAUUGCCAGAAAUGUUGGUAUUGGACAAGCAGUACCUGGUUGUUUGAAUAAAGUCAAAGCUUUCCGUUCGGAUUUACCGGCUUUGGCAUUUGCGCCUAAAGGAAAUUGUGAAGGUCAUGUUCAACGACCUUGGGGAGUUUGUGUCAAUAAAUUAGGGCACAUUUUAAUUACCGAUAGACUUAAUCAUAAUGUACAAGUUUUUGGUGCAAAUGGCGAAUUUUUAUUUAGCUUUGGCCUAAAAGGAAAGAGUGGUGGACAGUUUAAUGCGCCUGCCGGAAUCUGUGUGGACAAAAGUGGUCGCAUUAUUGUUGCGGAUAAAAAUAACCAUCGAAUACAAGUAUUUUCGUCAGGUGGAAAAUAUUUACUGUCAUUUGGACGUUUGGGCACAAAAUGUGGGGAAUUCAAAUUCCCAUUCGAUGUUACUGUUAAUACAAAAUUACAAAUUGCAGUAACUGAUUCAGCAAAUCAUCGCAUUCAACAAUUCGAACACAAUGGACAUUUCAUUCGUGAAAUACCGUUAGGCAUUUGCACAUUCACUGGUUAUGAAAUAACGCCGCGUGGCAUAUGCUAUACGCCCAAGGGUAACAUAAUUAUAACAGAUUAUGUAAAUCAUUGUUUACAUCUUAUUAGUCCUGCGAAGGAAAAAAUUAUAACUACUAAAGGCAAUCUCGGAUUUGGAUAUUUACAAUUUUCUCGUCCCUCUGGUGUGUGCUGUGAUGAUGAUGGAACAAUAAUAGUUGCAGAUUGCCAUAACCAUCGAAUCUGUGUUUUCAGUUCGACUUUGGAAAGUUUAUGGAACAUUGACAUACGCCCAUCAGUCAACUGCUUAAGCAAUACUUAUUGUGAUGAAACUGAUCGCACUUGCGAUGUCGCACUGACGAAGGAUGGUCACAUCGUAUUUGUUUCGGAAAUGUUGCCUGCACAUGAAUCUAUUCACACAACCAAGAGAUUCGUACACGUUUAUUAAAUUUCGCAUCUGAUGUUUCUAUAUACAUAUCAACUUAUUUUCGUAAUUUACUGACAUUAAAAAGAUAUUAAUUAAAUCAAUAAAAAA